Molecule: messenger RNA, 2271 nt
Organism: Trichoderma gamsii
Lineage: Eukaryota; Fungi; Ascomycota; Sordariomycetes; Hypocreales; Hypocreaceae
Product: copper amine oxidase
Exons: 3
Coding region: 1-2271 (756 amino acids)
Biological process (GO): amine metabolic process
Molecular function (GO): copper ion binding; primary methylamine oxidase activity; quinone binding
Source: RefSeq, a predicted model, not a curated record
AUGGCCGUCAUCACCGCUCCUCGGCCGCAUCCGCUGGCUCCACUCUCGGCCGCCGAGCACACCCAGGCCCGCGAUGCCGUGGCGAAGCUUCACGGUCCCUCAGAGACCAUCUUUUUCAGAGCAAUUCACCUGCAAGAGCCCAAAAAGUCUGAGCUGCAGCCGUUCCUCGAGGCCGAGCACACGGGCAGCUUGACAGAAGACACCCCGCGACCUCCCAGAGAAGCCAUUGUCGAGCACGAUGUGAUUCGAGCGGAUCGCGCCGAGUACAUCAACGCCGUGGUGAACCUGGAGAACGGAAAGGUUUCUACAGUCUCCGCUCCCGUACCUCAUCAGCCAUAUUUUACUCCUGGCGAGUUUGAUCUAUUCAACGAUGACUGCAUAAACUCGGAUCUGUUCAAGGAGGCAAUGUCCGAGUUUACCCUUCCAGAAGGCUUCGAAGUCUGCGUUGAGCCAUGGCCCUAUGGCCCUCCCAAUGCCGACGAGGAGAACAUCCCGCGACUGAUGCAGGGACUGGUCUAUGCCAAGGACGCCCGCAACGGAAACCCAGACUCCAAUCACUAUGGCUAUCCCAUUCCCAUUGUCCCCAUCAUGGACUGGCACACCAAGAAGAUUGUCAAGGUUGAGAGGAUCGCAACUGGCGGUAUUGGCGAUGAAUUGGAGGCCAAGAUUCGAAGUGAUGAGCCCGUCAAGCUUUUUGAGAACCACAAGGGCUGCGAGUACGUUCCCGAGCUGCUCGACGUGCCUCUGCGGACGGAUUUGAAGCCCAUCAACAUCACCCAGCCAGAGGGCGCCUCCUUCACCGUCCACGACGAUGGUCUGAUUGAGUGGCAAAAGUGGCGAUUCCGCCUUGGAUUCACUCCUCGUGAGGGUGCCGUCUUACACGAUGUCCACUACGACAACCGCUCAGUCAUGUACCGCGUCAGCUUCAGCGAGAUGACGGUCCCUUACGCAGACCCUCGACCUCCUUUCCACCGCAAGCAGGCUUUUGACUUUGGCGAUGGUGGCAUGGGCCGCGCAGCCAACAACCUGGAGCUGGGAUGUGACUGUCUCGGCGCAAUUCACUACGUCGAUGCUCUCAUGACGGAGCCUGAUGGCUCGCCAUCUCCCGGCAAGGCCGUCGUCUGUCUUCAUGAGCAGGACAACGGCAUUCUGUGGAAACACACAAACUACCGCACCAGCCGCGCUGUCGUGACACGUAACCGCGAAUUUGUAGUCCAGUUCAUCACCACCCUGGCCAACUACGAGUACAUCCUCAUGUUCAAGCUGGAUCUCGCCGGCACCAUCACGCUCGAGACCCGCGCCACGGGCAUCGUCAGCGUCACCGGCAUCGACGAGGGCAAGACCAGCGCCUACGGCAACAUCAUGACCCCCGGCGUCAUGGCCCAGAACCACCAGCACGUCUUCGCCGUGCGCAUCGAUCCCGCCAUCGACUCCUACAACGCCGCCGACUCCCAAGUCAUCAUCGAAGAGUCGCACAGCCAAAAGGUCGACCCCAAGACGAACCCCUAUGGCAACUUUUACAAGGUCGAGCGCCAAAAGGUCGAGGAAGCCAGAUGGGUCGACGCCGAGCCGCGUAUCAACAGGCUGCUCAAAUUUGAAAACGCCAACAAGAGGAACCCCGUCUCGGGCAAGAAUCUCGGCUACAAGCUCGUCGCGCCGACGACGGCCAUGCUGCUCGCUGAGCCGGAGGCCCUGGCGGCGAAGCGUGCGCAGUUUGCACAUCACAAUGCCUGGGUGACUGGAUAUCGGGACGGCGAGCUUUGGGCGGCUGGCGAGUUUACAAACCAGAGCACGCAGGAAGUGGGCGGCGUGGCUGAUAUGGUCAAGCGAGGGGACUGGUUCACAGAUCGAGAGUCCAAUGGCACGAAUGGACAUACUGAAGAUGUGGGCAAGCGAAGCAGCCCUGUUGUAUGGAGCGUGUUUGGCUUGACACACAACGUCCGAGUAGAAGACUGGCCCGUCAUGCCAGUCGAAAUCUUCCAGCUUCACAUCCGCCCUACCGACUUCUUCACAGCCAACCCGGCGCUCGACGUCCCCGGCACCAGAAACAACGCCAGCGUCCUCCUCGGCGGAUCCUGCUGCACGUCGUCCGGCGACAAGAACAGCGCGGCCCUGGCGCAGAGCAAUCCGGUGACGCAUCUGCAGGGCAGCGCGCCGGGGGUUCCAGCAAAGGACGCUGGAGCCAAUGUCGAUGAGAAGCUGAGCAAGAGGCUGAGCAAGACGUUUAACGGCAUCUUUGGAGCGAAGAAGGAGGUUAAGGAGGUGAACUGA